UAUAGUUUAUUUUUACUCUGAUUAAUGAAUAGUGGCAAUAGAGAUCUCAGAUAUUUUUACAUAGUUCGAUAGAGCAGAAUCUCAGCUACACCGCUAUAUAAAAAUUUUUCUUUAAUCUUAAAGAAAUGCCACCGAAAAACGAAAAUUAGUGAACUUGAAAUUUCUCCUGCCAGAAUUAGGGCAUACUGCUCUAUAUCUUGUUUUUUUAUUUCUUUCCUAGAAAUGCAGCGAAGAACGUUUCUUUUCUUGUUUCUUUUCUUUGUGUUAGUCACCUGAAGUUUGGAUGAAUAAUAAUUACGCACAAGAAAAAUCUCGUCUUACACAUGGAAGAGUGUGAAAUAGACAGAAAGUAAUAUUUUUUCCGGUAUAAAAACAAUUCUCGUACACAGUUUAACUUCAUUUUCGAGACUGUACGCUUUAUACGUUCGCCUUUUCCUCUCUCUGCACAAAACGCUUCUACAUUUACACGUAUACACAAGAUUUAUUACACAGCAAGUAAGUUCUUCGUUAAAGGUCCAGGAUAAGUUUUAAACGGAAACCAUUCUUAUAGCUAUGCAAAUAUUUGUCAAAACACUAACGGGCAAAACUAUUACAUUGGAAGUAGAACCCAGUGACACAAUUGAAAAUGUGAAGGCUAAAAUACAAGAUAAAGAGGGAAUUCCACCCGAUCAACAGCGUCUGAUUUUUGCUGGUAAACAAUUGGAAGAUGGUCGUACAUUAUCCGACUACAAUAUUCAGAAAGAGUCGACAUUGCAUUUGGUUCUCCGCUUACGUGGAGGCAUGCAGAUCUUCGUGAAAACGUUGACAGGUAAAACAAUCACUUUGGAAGUAGAACCCAGUGACACGAUCGAAAAUGUGAAGGCUAAAAUACAAGAUAAAGAGGGAAUUCCACCCGAUCAACAGCGUCUGAUUUUUGCUGGCAAACAACUGGAAGAUGGUCGUACAUUGUCGGACUACAACAUUCAGAAAGAGUCAACAUUGCAUUUGGUUCUCCGCUUACGCGGCGGGCAGUAA
This is a messenger RNA of Didymodactylos carnosus, 1014 nucleotides long. The record is from the annotation of a GenBank genome assembly. Lineage: Eukaryota; Metazoa; Rotifera; Eurotatoria; Philodinida; Philodinidae.